AUGCCACCACGACCCCCGAGUAUAGUGGUGCGCCCGACUAGUGAAGAUAGGGUAGAAGGCAGUGCCUCAUCUCAAGAUCAAACUUCGUAUUCAUCUCAAAAUACUAGGGCUAGUCUGACAAGACGUUCUCGACGUUACACCAACCCUUUUGUAACCUCAUCAUUUUCAAGAGAAUCAUCUCCAGAUGGGGCAUCCGUUGAAAGGGCAUCCAGCACUGGUGCUGGGGAAGAUUCUGCUUCCUCUAAUCAACAACCCUUUAUAUCCGAAGCUACGAUGAUGAAUGAUAUAGAUGCACUCAAAGAAGGAUUGAAUUUUGCAUUAGGAACUUCUGAUAAUGAUCCAGGAUGGCUUCCUGUCUCCAAUAACGAUACUGGAGUAAGAAGGCCCUCAGCUACUCUGCGAGACUCAGAUAGUAUCAUUCCACAAGAUUUGACUCUUGAUUCAGGGGAUUAUACUGAGAACAUCCCACUAACCACCAUACCAAAGAGGAAUGUGCCACAAAAGAGCCUAUACGAUCAAGAUAGGACCAUGGAAACAUCGAGCUCACAGCCAUUUAUGGAGGGUACUUCCUCACCAUAUGGAAAUCCUUUCAGAACAAGACCGCCAUUGCUGAGGAAUCCUUUUGGUUCCUUGACGGUCAAUACAGAUCUUGAAUCUGGGUUGAGACCUGAUCUUCUCACACCGUCAAUAGAUAAACAACAAGUAGCCCCAGUACUGCCCACCCCGAAGAAGUUAACAGACGUACUUGCUAGAUUAUCUGAUCGUAUUGCAGCAAAAAGUGAAGUUGCAAAUACCCCGCAGACCGAACACCCCCCUGGAGGUGGCGACGAAAUGUUUCCGUCAACCACACCCCAUCUUUCAAUUAAUAGACCAACCUUGGAUAAAAAUGCAAGUCAUGGAGGUAGCUACAUAAGUCAAUCUACAAAGAAGAGUAAAGAUCAUAUCCCAAAGAUGACAAUUACGGAUGAAAAUGAUAAAGUAAGUUUUAUCGAAAAUAACCCAAGCGAGCUCAAUACUACCACUGCAACAGAGGGACUUGGGCUAUUUUUGGAUAAUGACCAUCAUGAGGAUUCAUUGAAGUCUACUUCCUCACUUGUGGAUCGAGAUGCUCCAGUCUUGCAUCAAAUUGGCCGUCAGAUAUUCCGUACUAAAUCCAAUGGUGGCGAAAGCAACAAACCAGUAAAUCAUCCCGAUUAUACCCCCAAUAGUUCGAAAGGAAAUUUUCAGCAUCUGGGGACUCCCAACGCCAGCUUUCAAACCUCUCAGGAUACCAUGUAUCUUUUCGGGAAUUCGUUGGGAUUUUUCAGCCCUCAAUCCAAAAUUCGUCAAAAAUGUUCUCGAAUUUUAUCUCACUCUUCCACAAACUUCACAUUAUUGGUCUUACUUAUCGCUCAAACUCUCUUCCUUACUUAUAGACAGUGGAAUCCCAAUAAACUCGGCGGUUAUGUUUCAAAGGGAAAUAAUUUUGCCGACUACAUUCUAAUGGGUAUUAAUAUUAUUUAUACAGUUGAAGUAUGUGCUAAAAUUAUUGCAUAUGGAUUGUUUGACGAUAGAGUGAUGUAUGAAGAAUGUGGACUUCCAUACCCACAAAAUAGCUUGAACUGGAAUUCAACUAAGCUGGUCUUCAAUCAUUUGUUUAAAAAUAUUGGGCUAACGAAAUUUCACAAGGUUCGUAGAAACCAACCUCCACAGGAUCGGAAUAGUGUUUAUAUGACUCCACAAAACGUUGUCAGUGAAUUAGAUGUGAAAGAAAUAAAUCUUAAUGAUAGUCGGAUCCAAGCGAACCCAUUUGAUUCUACACCGGUUCAAUUUACAGAAUUAGGCAAAAAAUAUAGAAUCAGCCUGCACCAUGAACCAAGCGGAAAAGACAGUAGUCCUGAAGGGACCCCCAAUCCUCGUCCGUUGAAUGCACAAAACACAUUUGUGUUGUCUAGUCCGAGCAAAAACAUUGAACAGCUUCAUCUCAAGAGAGCUUUCCUUAGAAGCAGUUGGCAAAGAAUUGAUUUUAUCUCCAUGGUUACAUUUUGGAUCUCGUUGGCUCUUUCUAUUAACAGAUAUGAUGUUAAGCAUUCUAUUAUGGUCUUCAGAGCAUUGAGUUGUCUUCGAAUCUUGAGAUUAUGUAACUUGACUACUGGUACCAGCACUAUCUUGGCCGCAUGUAAGCUCGCAUUGCCACAGUUGAUUGAUGUUUCACUUUUCAUUUUCUGCUUUUGGAUAUUCUUUGCCAUUAUUGGAGUUCAAACAUUUAAGUCUUCAUUGAGCAGACAAUGUGUUUGGACCAAUCCAGAUGAUCCAAGUGAUACGUGGAUUCACAGCAGCCAAUAUUGUGGCUCUUGGCUUGAUGCAAGUGGAACAGUAAUGCCAUAUUUAUUCAGCAAUGGUGAAUCCAGUACGGUUUCUAAAGGUUUUACUUGUCCAGUAAACUCUAAAUGUGUCAGUGGAGAAAACCCAUUCCAUGGGACUGUUAGUUUUGAUAAUAUUUUCCAAUCAUUUGAAAUGGUGUUUGUAAUCAUUAGUGCUAACACAUUCACAGAUAUCAUGUACGAUACAAUGGAUUCUGAAAACUUGGCUGCAUGUCUUUUCUUUAUUGGUACAAUUUUCAUUAUGACGGUAUGGCUUUUGAACGUCUUCAUUGCAGUUAUUGUUAAAUCGUUCGAAGUCACCAGUUUGGAACAAGAGCGAGAAAAAUCAAAUAGCGGUCAUAAAAGGUUCCAUAUUUUUGGGCCCGCAAACAGGGUUGUUUCAUUACACACUGAACGUAUUGACUUUUUGAAAGCUCAGAAUAUAUUUUUGAGAACAUACUAUCGAUUAGAAUUUCUCUUUGUGAUAUUGAUUGCAUUUGAUUUGUUUGUUCAGUGUUUCCGCAGCUUUUCUAUGAAUGACGUAGAAAGACAUACCUUAUACAGAUUUGAAUGUGCCUUCACUAUUGUCUUCCUUGUGGAAAUAAUUUUAAGGUUCAUCUUCUAUUUCCCCCAUUGGAAAAUGUUUUUCAAAUCAAAUAGAAAUAUGUUCGAUCUAUUUUUGGCUAUUAUUACUUCAGUGAUUAUUCUUGGACCUGUUAAGAAUAAAUUGGGUCAAGCUUAUUAUUGGCUUACAGUGUUCCAAAUUUUGAGAAUAUAUCGUGUUGUAUUAGCAACAAGUAUCACGAGAAAAUUAUGGCUCAAGAUUAUGGGAAAUUUCCAGGCAAUCUUUGAUUUGGCUUUGUUUUACUUUAUUUUGCUUUAUCUUGUUAGUAUUAUCAUGGCUCGUUAUUACGAGGGGACCAUCCCUGAAGAUGAAAUUGAUGGUAUUGAUUUCCCUAUGCAUACAUUACCGAAUUCAUUUAUUGCACUUUACGUGAUUACAACUACAGAAAAUUGGACCGACAUUCUAUAUGAGUUACAAGCAUAUGGACAUAAUACAUCUUCUAGAGUAUUUGGAGCAAUGUUUUUAAUUGGAUGGUUCGCAAUCUCCAACUCAGUGUUAUUGAAUAUUUUCAUUGCUGUUAUCGCAAGAACGUUAGCAGUCUCCGAACAAGGGAAAAGAAAACAACAACUUCUUCAAUUUAUUGAUAAUAUGACUACUAGACUACAAUCCCUUGAUCACGAGAAUGGUCUUUUAAGUAAAUUGAAAAAGAAAGUGUUUAACAAAGGAGGUAUGAAAGAUGAAUUAGAGAAGGCUGUUGUCAAUUUAUUACUUAGUGGAACAGCUGUAAAUGAUUUUUUGGAUAAGGAUUUUGUUUUAAAUGAAAAUAACGAGGAGAGGGAAGGAGAUGGCACAGAUAUUCGAAACAUACAUGCUUCCGGUUGGAAAAGAUGGUUUCAAUUGAAGUACUGGCACGCCAAGUAUCUUUUGAAGAACCCCUUCUAUACCAAAAGUGAGAAGGAUCAUGUGGUCUCCAAUUUUGAUCCUGCUAACUUUGCAAAAAAGAUCAUUACGGAUAGGAAUUUGCUCAUUACAAAACAGAAUACCUUUUUGAGGGAUAAUCCUAAUUUCAAUAAUGUUUUCUAUGUCAUGAGACCUGAUCACAGAAUUAGAAGAUUAUGCCAAAAAAUGGUUAAAUCAAGUUAUGGUGAAAGAAUAGACGGUGUUGAUCCAAAUAAAACAUUUCUGGAAAUCUUUGUGAUCAUUAUGUUUAUUGCCACAAUGGGUUUAGUAAUUACUGCUUGUUACUUAACCCCUCUCCUUAGAAAUAGUCUUGCCAGAGAACAUGGUACAUGGAAUUGGUCUUCGUACACAGAAGUUGCAUUUACUACACUUUUCACCAUAGAAUUUAUAAUUAAGAUUCUUGCAGAUGGUAUAAUAUUCACCCCAAAUGCAUACAUGCGGUCUUCUUGGAAUUUGAUUGAUUUGGUGGUAUUAGCAGCAUUAUGGAUUGAAUUGAUCUCUUUCCUUAAGAAUGAUGGUGGUUUAUCUAGAAUUGUGAGAGGUUUAAAGGCUUUGAGAGCUUUGAGGUUACUUACAAUCAGUGAAACUGCCAAGAAUAAUUUCCAUAAUACUAUGAUUUCAGGAUUUGGGAAAAUUGUGAACGCAGCAGUCAUUUCAUUUUGCUUAUUGUUCCCAUUUUCCAUCUGGGGAUUGAACAUUUUCAACGGACGGUUGGGAUAUUGUCUUGACGGCAGCUCUGAUAUGGCAUCUUGCUAUAAUGAGUUUGACGCAUCGGUAUUCAAUUGGAAUGUUGUGAGUCCCAAUGUUUAUACCAACCCAAUUUUGCACUUUGACAAAUUUGGAGACGCGCUUGUAUCUCUCUUUGAAAUCAUUUCCUUAGAAGGUUGGGUAGAUUUAUUGAUUGAUGUUAUGAAAAGUACCGGUGUUGGAACACCACAGCAGGAUUUUGCAACACCUAUAAAUGGUUUAUUUGUAAUGAUGUUCAAUUUCAUUAGUACUGUCUUUAUUUUGACCUUAUUUGUGUCAGUUAUUAUUCUGAACUACUCAAAAACUACAGGAAGUGCUUACAUGACAAAUGAUCAAAAAUCUUGGUACGAAGUGAAACUGAUUUUACAACAAGUAAAACCAUCGAAACGUAAAGUGCAAAAGGAUUUAUGGUGGGGUAGUCGCUUCUGUUACAGAAUGACGGUUGAAAAAAAUAAAUACUGGAAUGGUCUUUUGAGUUUCCUUUUGAUGCUACAUGUUAUUGCUCUAGUAUUAGAAACAUCGCCUACUCCAGAUGCAAUGACGAUAUUCAGAACUAUUGUGUUCAUCAUUACAUCCGUUGCGUUCGCCAUAAACGUUUCAAUGCUUCUUAUUGGUCAAGGUGUGAAAACGUUUUUCCAUUACAAGUGGAAUAUCUUCUACUUGGUAGUAUCCUAUGGGGCUACUAUUACUACUUUUAUUGGAUUAUUUGUUUCUGACGAAACAGUAUUCGUUAACAUUAACAAAUUAUUCCUUGUGGGAAUAUUGGCCUUUAUUAUUCCGAAAAGUAAUAGAUUGAGUCAGUUGCUUAGAUUCGCUUCCGCAAGUUUACCCACAUUGAUAUCUCUAUCAUUUACUUGGAUUGUUGUGUUUUUAAUGUUCGCAAUUGCUCUUAACCAAAUAUUUGGAAUGACAAAAAUCGGUCCAAAUACUACAGAUAAUAUUAAUUUAAGAUCAGUUCCAAAAGCAUUGAUUCUUCUUUUCAGAUGUAGUUUUGGAGAAGGCUGGAAUUUCAUCAUGAUUGACUUCACGGUGGUUGAACCAUUUUGCACUGUUGGUGCAAAUGUUGAUCAAGGGAAUGAUUGUGGAAACAAACAAUAUGCGUACAUUCUUUUCAUUAGUUGGAAUAUUAUUUCGAUGUAUAUCUUCGUCAAUAUGUUUAUUUCGUUGAUUCUUGAUAGUUUCAGUUACUUCAACAAUGACUCCACCUAUAUUUCACUUAUCCAAAGAGAAGAAAUUCGGAAAUUCAAACGGACAUGGCAAAAGUUUGACCCUGAAGGAACUGGAUUCAUUAAUCCUUCUGAACUUCUGAAAUUUUUACAUACUUUAGACGGUGCACUUUCUUUCCAUCUCUAUUCAGGUACUCUUGAAAUUCGAGAGCUUUGUCGUAAAUGGUUCAUAAGAAACAAUCCAGGAAACCCCUAUGAUAUAACAGUAAAGUAUGAUGCCAUAGAGGAGACUUUUGAAAGUAUGGAUAUUCCGAAGAUCAGAGAAAGAAGAAAAGUGUAUGAUAGAUUUGUGGAGGAGGCUCUUCUGACCAUGGAAUUAAGGGGUGAUCCAGGAAUUUCAUUCAGGAGUGUUAUAUUGCAGUUACCAUUAUACAUUGCAUUCGAAGCCGGUCAAUGUUUGAAUUUAAUUGAUUUCCUUGAAAGAAGAUUGUUGUUACAAAAGGUGGAGAAACGAUUACAUUUGAAGCGGGUAUAUGACUCCAUUAAUAUGUAUGCAUGUCGAUGGAAAUAUACUCAUGGUCGAAUGAAAGGUACGGAAGAAGCCAAUUUCCUUCGCGCAUCUAUUUAUAGUGAAGAUAUUAACUCUAAUACCUUCAAUUAUGAUAGCAAUGAACUGAACAAAGAUUCAAAUGAGAAGAGUUCAGGCUUUCGCGAUAUUUCUAAAGAGCACACUGGUUCUGAUGAUGAUUUCGAAUCUGCACCAGAGGAGUAUUAUGGAAGCAAUAUAUACGUACCAAAGUCACCUGUGCACUUACAUAAGGGUGAUAUGAGAAAUCGUGGUGUAAAAGAUCAACUUAAUAUUCCAAUGGAUAAAAGUAUUCCUUCACAAUUAUUUAUCAAAAUACCGGCCGAACUGCUGACAUUGAAUAAUGAUCACUCAAUUUCGCCAUCUGACCUUAGUCAAACGAUGAAAGAUGUGGAAAUCACCGUAACGGAAAGUGAAAGCCCUUUUAUAGAAAAUAGUGAUCACAGCCAUCGCAACUCUUCAUUCAUAGACAUCUCAACCAUCGGAGAGACCCUUCAGAAUACGCAAUGGGGUGAAGCAUUAAGAUCUGUUCACUCAGAUCAAUUAUCUGAAAAUGGAAAUGAUUCUAAAGAUUACAACAAAAAGUUGUAA
This is a messenger RNA of [Candida] anglica, 6957 nucleotides long. The record is from the annotation of a GenBank genome assembly. NCBI's taxonomy places the organism in Eukaryota, Fungi, Ascomycota, Pichiomycetes, Serinales, Debaryomycetaceae.